Messenger RNA from Penicillium digitatum Pd1, 837 nucleotides. RefSeq names its product Glucose/ribitol dehydrogenase. NCBI's taxonomy places the organism in Eukaryota, Fungi, Ascomycota, Eurotiomycetes, Eurotiales, Aspergillaceae. The record is from RefSeq and is a predicted model, not a curated record. Gene Ontology annotation, molecular function: oxidoreductase activity, acting on the CH-OH group of donors, NAD or NADP as acceptor. Gene Ontology annotation, cellular component: cytoplasm.
AUGGCCAAGGUCGCUCUCAUCACCGGUGGCACCAGUGGAAUCGGGCUUGCCGUAGCCCAGGACCUGGUCCAGACCGGCAGCUGGCAGGUCAGCAUCAUCGGUAGCAACAAGGAACGAGGCCAAGAAGCAGUGGCUUCCCUUUCCGGCGUCACAUUCUAUCAAGCCGAUGUGCGAAACUACCAGCAACUAGCUAGUGUAUUUGACAAGAUCUUCAAUGUCACUGGUCGACUAGACUUUGUUUUCGCCAAUGCCGGGAAAGCAGAGUACAUCGAUUUCUUUGCCCAGUCCGAGACCGACAUCCCGCCUCAACCGGGUUCCGAAAUAGUUGAUAUCAACCUGAAUGGCGCUCUUUAUACCAGUUAUCUCGCGAUGCACUAUUUUCGUCGCUCUCCGGAGUCCACAAAAGGGCAUAGGAAUUUGAUCCUUACAUCGAGUGUUGGGGGUUUAUACCCCUGCAUGUUAACCCCGGUAUACUCUGGCACUAAACAUGCGAUCAUUGGAUUCACGCGCUCUGUUGGAGAACGGCUCUGGGAAGAGGGCGUACGGGUCAAUGCUCUGUGCCCUGGAGUAGUGGAAACGCCUCUUUUAGCUGUUGAGGAGUUCUACGCGCUUUUCUCACGGGAAAUCUUAAUUCCUAUGGCCGUUGUAACGGGUGUAGUAUUACAGCUGCUGUCUGGGGAGGCUAUGACUGAUGCCAGAGGGACGCGCGUCGCGGGCGAUGAGAUGCAUUCCCGGGCUGUUCACGUUUCCGGGAAGAACUUUCUGUUUAUUGAAAAGCCCGAGAUUUAUGAUGAGCAGACUCGGAUCACAUGGGCUGCAAUGAUGGGGCAUAAGUAA